GGUGAAAAUGGCGGGAAAGCGAGAAAUUGUCGAGUCCUGCGUCGAGUCUUAGCUCGAAGUCCUGGUUCGAGUUCCUGGCUUGAGUCCUGGCUGGGUAUAUAGGCAUCCUCAGAAAGCCGAUUUUUCUGCCUUACAAAUAGUUCACUCGCCCAAGGUCUCUGGAAAAGUUAAUUGACCUUAUAAGUUCAAAAUUCCCUAAGGUGUAUGUGGUAAACAACCCUUGUUCUUGCUACCUUGCUACAUAGGCACGUGCAGUAAGAAAAUCCAAUCAGAAAUUAUUAUUCAAAUCAGAACGUUGCUCCUUGCCACAUUCAAAAGUAGUGUAGCUUCGGCUGAGAAAGCUGACGAAAGUUUCUCAUGGAUCAUGAAAGAGAAACAAGACACCCUCGCAUAAACUGACAAUCCGUCUUUCUCAGCAUCACUAAAAGAAAGCUAUCUGUGGAUACAUUCUGAGAUGUUAAAACCAGCGCCUGAGGUAAAUAACUUGUUAACUGAAGUUAUAGAUUGUUUUCACAUGACGUCACGGCGGCCAUAUUGGUGUCCCAAAACAAAUGAAACGGCGGCCAUGUUGGUGUCCCAAACCGAUCCUGUGGGAGUUGAACUCUUUUCUUAUGCAAACGCUUUCUUUUGUUCCAAUAAAUUUGCAUAGAUGCUGGCCACGUGAGUGAAAACCCUCUAUAGUCACAUAUGUAUUCUGUCAAGUCAAACGUCAAAGUUAAGGGACCAGUCAUAAUUUAAGUUGGAGGAGGGGGGGGUGGAGGAGAAAUUGGGGGGCCUUCAAUUUUUUUUGGAUGGAAUAUGGGGACCUUAAAAUGCCAAAAGAUGACCUUGGGGGGUCUUCAAGUUUCUUUUAAGUAGCAUCCCUACUGAGCAGCAUGAUGCUUGAGUAUUAAAGGACCUGAUUUUGAUUCAGUUUUACACAAAGUCCUAUAUUGUGUAAUACUAAAACAAUUUAAUCAGCAUUUUUACAAAAAGAUUUAAUGCUCAAAUAGUAGGUGCAUCAACACAACAUCCAUUAUUGUGUAACACUGAAACAAUUUCAUCGGCAUUUUAACAAAUGAUUACAUGCAUUAAGUCAUGUUAUGCAAUCUCAGUAUCCGAAUCAUUAUUUGUAGAUGAGGUUGAUGCGGACUCACUGUCUGUGUCACCGUCAAGUUUUUCGCUAUUAGAGCAUGUACUGCUCAUAUAAAAAGCAGUAAGCUUUGGCUGAUUAUCUUCUUUCUUCCUUGAAGCGGUCCUGUCGGCCUCUCACCUUUCGAUGGCUUGUCUUAUCUCAAUUAUAACACAAUCACUGAUAUAUCCUUGCUCUAUAAGCUGUUUGAGAGGCUCUAGGUGAAAUCUCUUUCUGUCUCUUUCUCAGUUUAGUGUGAAGUGCUUCUCUCUGUUGUUAGUUGGCACAUUCGGAAGUGACAGUGAGUAAGAACGGUAAAGUAAAGAAAAUGUUAUUUGUUAUUACCAUUUAGGUAUUAUGUAUAAGAAAGGGGGGCCCUUAAAUCUUUUAACAUGAUUGAAGGGGGGGUACCUAAAAAACGUGGGUGCUAUUAGUGGGGGUCUGGAAAAAAUUUGGAAUAAAAAACAAUUUCUCCUCCACUCCCCCCUCCAACUUAAAUUAUGACUGGUCCCUAAGUCAUUUCGUUGUCGAAUAUUUUCGAUUUAAAGGUUUUUUUUUUCUCAGAGGAGAAAAAGCAAGUAGAAAUGUAAGCCAAUGCUCAAGCAAAAUUAGACCAUGAUUUGGAAAGUACCCCGUAGAACAAGGUCUUACACGUGGCUUUUACCAGUUAAAAAUACACACAAAACUUAGUGGAGACUUCAAUGUUAGAUUAAGUGGCCCAGCAAAUUACGUCUUUCUUUUCUUCCAUUAUAUUGGUUAUUAAGAAGAAAAACUGCAGAAACGACAAAUUUGAUUUAUUUUUUUCUUGGUGUACAGCAGCGAGAUUUUGACGGAGAUAACAUCACAAAAUGAGGCCACCGCACCUUUAAAUAGAGAUCGAACUGACCUAUUACGAAAAGCCUCGAAGUAAAUUGCAAAAGAUGUUUUCGUGAAUUUUUUUUUAUUUACUUAAAAAGCAGUUUAUAUUUAACAGAAUAAAGAUGGGAGAUGAAAGAGGCCGUGCUUGUCAAAGUGUUGAUGGGGCAAUUUCGAACAACUUUUUUUGUAAACUGCUACUCGGUAUUUGCCUCUAUUAAACAGGUUCGAAUUGAGGUAAUUAACAGCUUUAAUUUCUUACUAUGAUGUUGAAGAUUGCAAUUUUCGAUACUUGUUAUGAAUGGAAAAGAUUCGCAAAGAUAGUCACCAGAGAGACACAUCCAUGAUGUAACUUCAUCGCUCGAGACCUCUCGCGUGAACUCUGGGGUGAAUAGAUUGCGAUAGAGACUGUAUUGUCACUAUGAUGUUGAACAUUGCAAAUUAAUGAUACUUAUUAAAAAUGGAAAAGAUUGACAAAGAUCGUCAUCAGAACCACACCUCAUAUAAUAUAACUACAUCACGAGGGACCUCUCGCGUGAUAUGAUCUCUCGCGUAAAUAGAUUGUGAUAGAGCCUGUAUACUAACUAUAUUAUAUCGAACAUUGCAAAUUAAUGAGACAUUAGGAAUGAAAAACAUUUGCAAAGAUGGUCAUCAGAACCACACCUCGUAUUAUACAACUACAUCCCGCGCGACCUCUCCGUAAUCUCUCGCUUAGAUAGAUUGCGACAGAGUCUGUGUGGUUACCAAGAUGUUUGACAUCGGAAUUAAAAGAGUCGCAGCGAUCGUCACUGGAGCCCUGAAUAUGUUUUCCUGGGUUUUGCUAACCUUUUUAGGUUUAAAACCGCAGGCUUUUCAGAGUUGCAAAUCUAUUUAAAAAUAAGGUAUUUCCGUAUUGUUUCUCUGUUUCUCUUUACAUAGCUGUCUGAAACUUAAUUGAGCCAUGUUUCACUACAAUUAACUCAGCUUCUUAUCUUUCAAUUUUCAGCCGUCAGACCAGACCAUCCUCUACAGGCACAGCUCCAGAUUAGACCAUGAAACUGUUCAUCAGACGACCACAACAGACAGUCAGAUCAGACGGCCACAUCCGAAUACCACAAAAGACAAUCGUCACGACCCAACCACCAAAUCAGAUCAUCAGAUCCCAUCUCCACCGCCAAUCCAGACUACCAGAUCAGAUCACCCCACCAGACCACAGGACACCAUC
Molecule: messenger RNA, 3170 nt
Organism: Porites lobata
Lineage: Eukaryota; Metazoa; Cnidaria; Anthozoa; Scleractinia; Poritidae
Source: the annotation of a GenBank genome assembly